UCGACGGAACAAAGAGCAGAGUUCAUGUAUGAAAUGCCAGAAAGGCUGUAUCCCGGAGCUUUUCGCUAGCUUUUCGUCUGGGCAAUGAAAAAUUCCACUAUGCGAACGUCCAUCGUGGGUUGCCAAAAUAUGUGUUGCAGGAGAAAAAGUAACCAUUACGAAGUACUUCUCGUCAUUUCCUCCCCAUUUUUACCCCUUUCUUCAGCUGAGAGCAAGCUUUCCUCACAAACAUGCUUCCAACAACGCUCGUAUACUUAUAUGUAAAUCCGUGGCAGCAAGUGCCUCAAAACAUCACGGCAGCCUCGACAAAAAAAAGACCAAUCAUCGUAGAGGCACGGGAAAAUAGAAUACCACCUUCUUUUCAAUGAAAGAUAGACAUAACUUUUAUCAGUUGCUUACCACCAUUCCCAGGCAGUAAUAUCACCGCUAAAAUUUUUCGUCCGUCUCACACACACACUCCCCUCCUGCUCCUCGCAGCCCUGAAGAUCGUGGCCGCAGUCUCAAUGCGACACAAAACAGCGCCAAGAAAGUGUCAGGUCCACAUGGCCCAUGCUUCGGGCAAAGCAUGACCCUCAUUCACGAUCGCUGAAGUUCCACUUGGGACCAAUCGGGUUGUGAUUUGUCAUGCGGCGAGAGCGCGGCCCAAACCGACAAGAUGACGGAGGCGGCUACAACUUGACUCCGGAGUGUGAACGGAGAACAUGGGCUCUCAGGCGACAGCGCCAGUCAACACUGGGAGCGGCCACGCGUUUCAACGGCCAUGGAAGCCCGCCCAUGCAUCGUUAGCCGAAUUGGGGCUGCGGCCCUGUGGGCAUCGAUCAAGUAUUUCUCCUGCGCUAAUUGCCUGCACUAUGGAGCUCGGUGAACAGAUAGUCAGAAUAGUCCCGUGUCAGCUCAUCCACAUUAAAACCGUUGCGCCCGCAAAAGGAGACGGCACGCACAUCGACAUCGCCCGAGUCCGCUAUAAAGCUAACGUUGUCAUCGAGGGAGAAUGGUACCGCCGCGUGUAUCUGGCGGGCGGAGUUUUCCGACAAGGUCGGGAAUUCGGCGCCUUGCCUGUCGAAAGCGCGUGGCCGUGAGCCGCAAGCUCUUCAGAGGACGUACUAGAGUCCCGAGCCGCUGGUGAUACGGGUUGAUGUUGAGUACCAGUUCUCCUCCUCCCGCCGCCAAGGUGCAUCUAUUCAAGUUGAUAUGGCGGCAUGGCGGGAAGCACCAUGGGCCUUGGACGGAGAGCGCCCCAGAGAUCGCAGGAGACAAAUGACGUAAACAGCCUGAUCAGGCAGUUUGAAACGCCUCUGGCGGGGCCGCAUCCUCGAUAGCUCAGAGCAGAAGUUGUCGAUCGGCUAGUUAUGUAAAACAACGACAGGGGACUCCGCAGAAGAGCUGUCAGCCCGAAGCAUGCUUUGCUCGACACUGCGAUGAUGAGCAGACCCAAAGCAGCUUGCAUCUCAGCGUGUGUCCGGUCGAGAACAAUGACGGUGCGCUGUGCCUGGA
Molecule: messenger RNA, 1494 nt
Organism: Coccidioides immitis RS
Lineage: Eukaryota; Fungi; Ascomycota; Eurotiomycetes; Onygenales; Onygenaceae
Exons: 1
Coding region: 702-1079 (125 amino acids)
Source: RefSeq, a predicted model, not a curated record